AUGUCGAUAGUGAACACCCCCAACGAGGUUCUUGGUCUGAUCCUACGGGAUGAUUCCACCUCGCUGGAGUCAAUUGUCGCACUCUCUCAAACCUGCCCUCUUCUCCGAAACGUGCUGGAGGGUCUGGAUGGCACCAUUGUCAAACAAAAGGUGUUGGACCGCAUACCGUGGAUGGAAAUUGGACAGCCUGGGACCCAUCUAGACACUUGGAUGACAGCGGCGCGGCGCAUUGUCGGCCGCAAAAGGUCAUUUGUGUCUGAAAACCACAAGUGGAUAGACUCCACCGAGUACUACGACAUGCUAGGACGCAUCUCGCACAACACAGACAUCAAUUAUAUCGAGUCUAUCGAGAUUGACGGCAAAAUGCAACCUCAGGGGAGGAAUCUACCGACUGAUUUCAACCCCUUGUUUGUUACAGAGAUGCCUACACCUUGUGGUGGACUUACGGGUAAAUUCAUGGAGGAGAUUGAGGGUGAUGGGACCCGAUUUAUCGACCUGACGACAUUGGAAUACUCCAGAGCACACCCCCAUCCACCUCCAACUGCAUCGACUUGGACUGGUAACCUCAGCGCGAGCUUCAAUAUGGCUAACGGCGAAAGAGCGGCUAGGACGCCAAUGUCAGGCAUCUGCACCAUCAACAAAAGUGGACACAGAUACAACCUGUUGCAAGAGACCGGGAGGUGGAUAUUGGUGGAGAUUCAAGACGACUACGAGGACCCAGAUGCGCAGGAGAUUCGGUUUCGAAACACAAAGUACCUGCUUGACAAAAAGAAUAUAGUGUUGGAAGACGGCGAGACCCGUCUCUAUUUCGACACAGACUCCGGCGAUAAUGCUCGUGUCUACCCCGACGCUCAACUCACGUUUGUUCAUCUUCUUCCGGGAUCUAUUGGGGCUAUUGUAUUUCAGGACAAUGGAGAAAUGGUACUGGUUUAUUACGAUGACAUUGUUGGGGAUAAGGGCCGUGUUCUGCUAACAUUUUUGGACUUUCAAGGACAGGAGUUUGCAGAAAGGUUGCGUUCAACUCAGUACGGCCAGGAGGGACUGCGAGAAAGAGGCACAAGACGUCAGCUGGUGGUGACUUAUGGAGGAAUGCUGUAUUUGCAUAUUCGCGAAUCAUUCUUGGUUCCGUUGUGGGUUGAACUGGAUGACAAGGCUUGUCAUCCCCAUGACGAUCGGUUCUCGGAGUUUGAAGCAUUUGCACACACAUCUUCAAAGGUGGUGAUUGGAGGUCUGCGAGCAGACAUGAAGACUCUGCUUUUGGCUCCAGAGCGAGAGAUGCUUUCGUUGCAACAAACAUACGGCAUCAUUCGGUCUGAAAACGGCAGAUGGGCAAUGCAGACCCUCAGUUGUGGCAGAAUCGUGGCAGAUUUAGCCACUCAGAAAACCUUCAUCAUUCGACCACAGGCCAAGUGGCCCAACCCGGGGUUUGUGUUUGUCGGGCUAGAUGUGUUAAAGCAGCGGCCUGUGUUCUACAGGUGCCACAUGGCCUAUGGUAUCAAACAAGAUGCUGACGGGUGGGAAGAUUUGGAUGAGAGUUACGGGCGAAUUUCCAACAUCAAAGAUACGGGCAGUUAUCUCAAGUUUCGCGACCCCAACGAGAUUGCUGCCAAUAAUCAUUUCAGAAUGAUUCCCCAUAGAUACACUGUGGUGCAGCCCAAUAUCAGAGACCAGUCGGAGAUGAGUGUGCCCUUAGUCAUUUGA
Yarrowia lipolytica CLIB122 is the source of this 1701-nucleotide messenger RNA. RefSeq lists its product as uncharacterized. The record is from RefSeq and is a predicted model, not a curated record. Lineage: Eukaryota; Fungi; Ascomycota; Dipodascomycetes; Dipodascales.